GGGCGGGCGGGGCGAGGCGCGGGCGGGUGCUGCUCAGCGGCGGCAGUACUCCUCGCGCAGGACCGCCGUGGUGUUCACUCGGCGGCGCGCCACGGCGCGACAUGCCCAGCUGAUGUUUAUUUAUACCGCGAGCUCGGCGGAGGGCGCGCGCGGGAGGCCCUCCCCUCCGCGCCACCACGGUUUCGCGUGAUGCAGCCGAGCGAGCUAGCCGACACCGCGCACGCCGCUAGCGGAAAUCCCCCGCAGCGUGGCCUCAACGGUGGCCGAUUCGACUUUGACGAUGGUGGCACAUAUUGUGGUGGUUGGGAAGACGGCAAGGCCCACGGCCACGGUGUGUGUACUGGACCAAAAGGACAAGGAGCUUAUGCCGGCUCCUGGCAUUUCGGAUUCGAAGUAUCCGGCGUCUACACCUGGCCCAGUGGGAGUUCGUUCGAGGGACAAUGGCAGAACGGCAAACGACACGGACUGGGCGUUGAAACACGUGACCGAUGGCUGUACCGCGGCGAGUGGACGCAGGGCUACAAGGGCCGCUACGGAGUCCGCCAGAGCACUACCAGCAAUGCCAAGUACGAGGGCACCUGGGCCAAUGGACUGCAAGAUGGAUACGGCUCAGAAACGUACGCCGAUGGCGGAACAUAUCAAGGACAAUGGAUGCGAGGUCUCCGGCACGGGUACGGCGUCAGGACGUCCGCGCCCUUCGGCCUGGCGUCGCACUACCGCGGCGGUGCGCGCGAACAUCGCGGCUCCAUGUCGUCCUUGGCCGACGCGACUGGCAUCCCCGACCCUUCGGACAGGCGGAACAACCGUAUGGACGAAGCGCGGGGUGGUUUUGUACUUAGAACAAAUUCCGACGAGCCGUCGAGAAGAAGAGGCUCGUUGGGUGAAAAAACGAAAAAAGGACUAUUCAAUAGGUUUCGCAGAGAACGCAGCGCUGGCGACUUGGACCCUCGGGGCACAGCUUCGGUGCGGUCUGGGGGCUCGGGGGGCUCGGCCUCAUCCUGGGUGUCGUCAGUCGAGAGCACGCAUUCAGCCACCACUCGCGUCUCUAUGCAUACCAACUCUAAUACUAGCUUCAUAGUCGAGGAUGAACAUAUAGAUGCCGGUGUUACCGAAACGUAUAUGGGGGAAUGGAAAAAUGAUAAACGCACUGGUUUUGGCAUCAGCGAGCGCAGUGAUGGUCUUCGAUACGAGGGUGAAUGGUUUUCGAAUAGAAAGUACGGUUAUGGUGUAACAACAUUCAGAGAUGGGACAAGGGAAGAGGGAAAAUAUAAAAAUAAUGUCCUAAUUACCAGCCAGAAACGCAAACAUAUGUUUUUAAUGCGUUCAGCCAAAUUUCGAGAACGUAUUGACUCAGCAGUAAAUGCAGCACAGCGAGCGUCAAAAAUUGCAUUGCAAAAAGCUGAUAUCGCUAUUUCCAGGACAGCAACAGCCCGGGGGAAAGCCGAGCAAGCCGAUGAAUCGGCAGACCAAGCCAAAGAAGACUGUGAUAUAGCACAAGCUACUGCUAAGCAGUUUGCUCCUGAUUUCAAGCAUCCUGGAUUUGACAGAAUAGGUUUAAGAGAAAGAUAUAGGCAAAAGCCCUAUGAUUCACAUGUAACGGCACCCCCAGUACAAGAAUCUGAAAAGAUCUUGGACGGAAAGAGCAUUCCAAAUCACAUCCCUCCGACACAUACACAACUUCCUCAAAUGAAUAAAAUUCCAAACGCGAUUUCCUCUAGAAGACCGUCUGCACAAUAUACAAAACCGGGACAAACAGUCGAUCCAAGACUUGUAAACAAUACCGCUUACAACACUGAUGACAGAAAUAUGGGAACUGGUUAUGACUCUUACUAUAACCCAUCACAAGACACGUGGGCCACUUCUAGUAAUAUACAAAAUCCAGCUAUAGACAAUCAAAAACAAUAUAGCGGUGAACCGACGAGUAUGUAUGGUUCUACUCCACUGAAUCAAGCUGCUACCUAUCGUUUACAACAGCAACAAAAUAUCGACCAAAGCAAUCAACAAUACAUUAACCAAGACAGACGAUUGUCUUCAGCUACGCGGCCGUCAGUUAAUCAACGAAUGCCUCCACAAGAAUGGAAUACUGGACCAGGAAUACCGCGUCGCCAAAGUAUUCUAGCUCAACCGAGACAUGACCCCCAAGGAAAUACAUACGUGGACGGCGGUACAGCGGUGUAUGGUAGAAAUGAGUUACGUACUGGUACUAUUCAUUCAGAAGGACCGUUAGACAGGCAAAUGCCUAACACAGAUCAACAUGGUUAUAGACAGCCAGAUUCCCAAAUAUACAGACAACCUACUGACCAGCAAGGCUACAGACAGGGACCAGAACAACAAUUGUAUAGACAACAAUCAACAGAUCAACAAAACUAUAGGCAAGCCUCAGACCAACAAUUAUAUCGCCAACAAAAUAUAGACCAACAACAAUAUCGACAGACUACCACCGAUCAAGAUGUGAUGAAUGGUGAAGGCGUUGCCAGGCAAAGCACAAGUCGACCUUCUAUUGAUUAUUUUGAUCACUAUAAAAGACCACCUAGCAGAGAUUCAAGUGUAGACAGGUAUGGAAGGCGUUCUAGACAACCAUCUGUAGAAGCUGCAGUUCCAAGUAGUGGUUCAAGGUCUGGCUCAAUAGCACCACAACCGACGUCUUCAUCACGUCCUCCGUCCCGUGCCGCAACCCCAGCGGGCAAUGGACAUUUAGCCUCUGGCCGGGGAUCGAUCUCCCGCGCUCCAUCUCGCGAAAGCCAGCCUUUUGACGAUACAUUAUUAAGGAAGCGGACACUCGGACAAGAAAUUUCACCGUCUCCCUAUCAACCUAAACGUACGGAGAGCCUGUAUGUGACUCAAAAUCCAACACCUCCACCACCAGCACCAAUGGGAGGAGGCGGUGGCGGUGGCGGUGGCGGCGGGGGAGGUCGGAAGAUGCUUAGUACGCCACAAGCGUUGCAGCGUAAGAAGUCUCUGCCAGAUGUAGCAGGAAUGCCGCGGAUGCCGGACGGCGGAGGCAUGUCGCGGGAGGAGGUCUCUGCGCUGGGAUCCGCGCGACGCGAGGAGGUGCGCCGAAUGCACGAAGAAUCCGAAAAACUGAGGGCUAACCCUCUUCUGUAUUUAGUCAGUCCGCAAGUCAAGGACUGGUUUUCGCGGCAGCAAUUAGUAAUCUUAGUGCUAUUUAUUAACAUCUCAUUAGGGAUAAUGUUCUUUAAGCUGCUUACGUAGCGUCGGCGAGUGGCGCACCCGCGCCUUUCUACAUCACAAUAAUGCCUCUUUUUUAUUAUAAUAUUACAAUCAAAUAACAUUUUUGCGAUCCUUGUAUAGAAACAUUUUUAUACAAACAUGUAAUGUAAGAAAAUCAAAGAAAACUAUUCCUUUAAUGAUUAAGGAACUUUGGUUUGCAAGUGUUCAUUGAAGAUGUGUUAAAGUGUGUUAUGUACUUAAAAUUCAGUACCCAAGUGCAAAAAAGCCCCAACUUUUAGAUCGCAACAAGCAACUACGUGUGAGUGAAGUCUUGUCCCGUCGGAGGAUAUAUGCAUACCGAUCGCUUUGAUUAGCCUGCAUAUUGUAGGCGUUUGCUGUUUCAUUUAGGCGGGGGGAAAAUAUAUAUUACAAUAUUAAACAAAAUUUUUCGAUAUAAAUGUAAACGAUAAC
Zerene cesonia (dogface butterfly) is the source of this 3642-nucleotide messenger RNA. Its product is annotated as junctophilin-1. The coding region runs from base 190 to 3213 and encodes 1007 amino acids. The transcript is spliced from 8 exons. The record is from RefSeq and is a predicted model, not a curated record. Gene Ontology annotation, cellular component: endoplasmic reticulum membrane; plasma membrane; junctional membrane complex. Lineage: Eukaryota; Metazoa; Arthropoda; Insecta; Lepidoptera; Pieridae.